UCGUUCGUUUUGACGUCGUGGACGACGUAUAGACCCACGUAGAGGCGCGUCUCGUUGCGCUCGCUCGUACAGACACCCCCAACAAAAUCUUCACGUCGCCGCGACCUCAAAUAACCUUUCGCGAUGGUGAUCUUCGGUUCUCCGACCACAAUCGUGAGCGAGCUCGUGAAGGAGGCUCUCCUGCGCUGCUUUUGCAACACGUGCAGGAGCGCACCCACCCUCGACCGCAACAAGAGUCAGCCUAUGAUUCUGAAGCCUCUGGUGAGGACGCGGCCUCCUCGCCGGACUGGCAUGCUCAUGGCGACGGAGGUGCGCUGCAAAGAGCAGAGCAAGGGUGGCCUCAAGUACGAGCUGGUGCUGGCCGACCCCUGCAUGGACUCACCACUGCGCAAGCCCAGCACUAGUCCGCCCAAGAGCAUCUCUGCCGAGGACAUCGAAAAGAAGCUCAAGGAGGCCGAGGAGAGGCGCCUGUCCUUGGAGGCAAUGAAGCUGAACCAGCUGAAUGAGAAGCUGAGCCGGCUGGCCGAGGUGAACCAGAAGAAGGAAGGCCUCACCGAGGAGUUCCAGGAGAGCACCCGGCAAAACUACGAGAAGAAGAUUGAGGCCUUCAAGGAGAAUCGUGAGGCACACAUCAAGUCCAUCCAGGAGAAGCAGCGCGAGCACGUGAGCCGAGUGGAGGAGGUGCGCAAGUCGCUGGAUGCGCAGACGCAGGAGAUGCUGGCCAGCAUCCAGAAGAAGAUUGAGAAUGCCAACGAGGCACGCGAGGCUCAGAUUGCAGCACUCCAGGAGCGCCUGAGGAACCACGACAAGCACAUCGCGGAUGUGCGAAAGCAGCUGGAGGACCUGGUGGACGAGAAACGGGAGAAGAUCCAGAAGAAGCUUGACACUGCCCAGGAGAACCGCGCGGCCAUCUACCGCGAGCUGCAGACGAAGCUUCAGGAAAAGGAGAAGCAUGCCGAGGAGGUGCGCCAGAACAAGAACCAGACCGCGGAGUCUCCCACCCGGGAAGGCGCCCUCGAGACUGCCGUGUCUGGCUAGAUCCCCCCCCCCCCCCCAAAGGCUACUCUUAUUUAGAGCCCGGUUUCUCACCGUUCAUUCUUCGUUUUCCCGUUAAAUUAAGUUGGACGUUUGUAGUUUGGUCUUACGAGAGCUCUCCCCGUUUAAGCACGACCAUAUGCGUGUAAGCAAACGCUUCAAACCAAUGAUUUUUUUGCCCCUCGCAGCAUGGGCAUUGUGUCCUUCCCAUGCAUUUUCGUCUCUUGCGUCUUUUUAACGAGGGUUGUGCCUACAUGCGAGCGUUUUAGAUAAUUGCUGCACAGUCCGGGCCCGAGGACUUGCCCGAGCCUGUUGUCACUGCCUUACCUGUUUUUGUCGCCUCAUUUAUACGCCAAGCGCUGCAGAUAUAGGCGCGAGAUGUACUCGUAAUAUUAUAACCCUUUCUUGUGCAGUCAUUCCUUUUUAUUAGUUUGUUUUUGCUUUUCUUGAGCACAAAGUUGUAAACAAAAACUUUCAAAGGACAUAGUGCGCGUUUCUUUCUAAUGAUGAGCGUUUUCGAUGGGUUUCUUGUCGUUUUUCGAGAGGUGCCGGUCGCGGUACAGUUUUAACGAUUGCCAGGCUUGGAAAAGGAAUUGCUGCGUGUGUGCAGGAUAAGCGUGUUUCCAAGCUUGAAUCUGAGCUUUUCUUCAGAUAGCCGCCGGUAUGUGAUCUGUCUGGCAGGGUGUUUAUAGAACAAAAAAAAAAGCAAAAAAAAGUGCCCGCAACAUAUUUUGCAAGCUUUGUAACCAGACUUUAUUCUCCCGUGUGUUUGGCCUUGCACUGAUUUCGACGUAUCCUCCCAUCUCUCUGUGAAAGCCUUGCGUGCCAUAUGCUAUCUCGUAGCCUGCCUUGUUGCCUUACGUACCGUAAACUGGACCAAACGUGCUUUUUCUCUUGGCUGGGUCUUGGCCGACGCAUUUUUGCGAAAGACACUAUGCCUUUUAAGUUCCAGUUGCUUCCAUGAGUUUGCUACACUGCUCGUCGUCAAAGCUGUGGAGAAUGGAACGUGAUCAAAAAAAAACAAGCCCCCUUCCAAGGUUCUGGCCAGGUUAUCCAGACAUGGUGUGUGAGAGUACGGAAAAUGGUGCAUGGGGUAGAUGUAAACAUAUAGCGUAGCAUCUGUCUCUCUAGUUAACAUUACGGAGGGACGUACUACUAUUUGACUGAUGUAAAAUAUACUUUUUAUUAGCCAUAUAUCCAAGGAGUUGUAGGGUGCCUCCCAUAUCUUUCCGGGGCAGCUGUAUUUUUCUGGCUCUCCUUUACGACAAGAGCUUGCGAAUCCACGUAAACUUCUAGCAGAUCUAAGGUUUUAGAGUAAUAUUUGCUCAGGGUGUCUCGAUGAAACGACUUUGACUCUGCCUAACUAUCGCAGAAGUAUUUAGACGUUCGGGUGUUGAGCAAACAGUCGACUCUUCGCUCGGAUGUCACGCAAAUGAUGUUGUAAAGAUGUGCGAAUGUGUCCCGUGUCGGUAACUUCAAGGGGGAAAAAAAAAUGUGGAACAACUUUCCUUUUCUGAAAUGGGUGUCGUGCGUGGUCAUUUCUACGGAGGCUGUAAAAAAAAAACUGCCUUGUGAUAACUGGUGUUCCCUAGUGAACAGCGGUGUUUGUCCCUGCGUGUGUAAACUGCUGUAGCUGUCGUAUCUAUCUCAACGAAGAUCGGUUUAUCCCUUCAUUUUUCAUUUCGAAUUUUGUUCUGUGUGAAGCAAAGCCCCGUAUGCGAAGGUGUGUCAAUGUCACAUGCCUCUCUCUCCUUCCCUUCACCUGCCCUGUGAAGUCGAUUAGUCAUUUUUCGCUCACUGUCUUCGCGACUUGGCACUUGUGUAUUACUUUUGUAAGUUAUGAUCAAUAAAUCGAUAUGUUCGAU
Molecule: messenger RNA, 2900 nt
Organism: Rhipicephalus sanguineus (brown dog tick)
Lineage: Eukaryota; Metazoa; Arthropoda; Arachnida; Ixodida; Ixodidae
Gene: stai
Product: stathmin
Exons: 7
Coding region: 124-1038 (304 amino acids)
Biological process (GO): neuron projection development; microtubule depolymerization; regulation of microtubule polymerization or depolymerization
Cellular component (GO): cytoplasm; neuron projection
Molecular function (GO): tubulin binding
Source: RefSeq, a predicted model, not a curated record